ACAAGGACAAUUAUCAGAACGUGCACAAAUACCGACCAUGCAGGUGAAAUUUUUGUUACGGUUGUUUGGGAUUUUUAUUUGCAGUGUUAACAUUGCUAAAGGGAGUUCCUACGCUGAUGAGGUUAAAACCUUGUUAAGGAAACAUUUCAACAACGAAAACAAUAUAUGUUGGAGCACAGCUACGUUAAAGGCAAACCAGUAUAAAGGUGACGAAAAUAAGAGCAUGGCAAUAACUCUGAUCAACGUGUACACACAAGAGUGCUACCAAUACAACGAUAACACCAACGUUUGGCCAUUUUAUAGGGCACUGAAUACAAAACUUCGAGCAAAAACUAGUGAAAACAUUUGGCUAGACACAGAAAGCUUGCUUAAUCAAGGGUUGGAAAUGAUAGGCCUUGACACAUGGGAUCUGCUUUACAGGUCUUGUUUCUGCAACAAUAUCAAAAAGGGAUCCACAAUUAUAGUUGAUGAUUUCUGGAGUACGUCAUUGGAGGCACGCGCGUCAAACAAUUUUCUAAAUAAAGACAAAAUAUUUUUCCAGAUUGUUGAUGCUCGACGCGGGGCAAAUAUUCGCAAUUAUUCAACAUACAGCGGGGAAAAAGAAAUUCUACUACAAUCGAAAAGUGAAUUCUAUGUUACAGAAUAUUUCACGGAUGCAACUGGCAUAAAAAACAAGAAAGAAGGAGUAAAUGAGUCGGGAAUUGUUUGGAACGACAUGAAAGCGUUUGCCGUCGUGACAAGCAAUAUUCCUACAAGAGCUGUUAGGUCGGUUUCCAACUAUUGCGAUUGCUUGGCUGGCACAACAUCUGAUGCUUCUAUGCCUGCAAGACGUUCAAGUGCCUUGUUUGUCAUUGUCUUUAUGAUAGUUCGGUACAUGAGAACAAAAUAAAUUUGUAUGCACAAAAUUAGACUUUUACAGCAUAACGUUUUUUAAAAUGAUUAAUGUCAAUUUUGAUGAACAAAACGCAUAGAAAAACGUUUUGCGUGUUUUAAUUGCUGUAUUUUUUUAAUUUUUAACUGUUUUAUUCUAUUUUCUGCUUGUUUGUACAAUGAUACCUUUAUUAUGAGAAUAUAUGAAGACAUAGUUUUAAACCUUGCUAAGGCAAUCUAUGUCAGAUGGCUGUCUUUAAAUGACUUUAUCGUGUAAGGGCUAGCAAACUCCUGCAUGAUUCAUUCGUUUGCAUGUAAUGUCUGUAUCGGGUCAUUGAGCACUUAAAUUUAAGGCUAUUACCAUAUUAAAUGGAUUAAGCUCCCAGUAGUGUUCCAGCACUAUAAUAAUACAUUCAUUUGCAAGUGGUUAGAAAUACAAACAAUGCAAAUAAGAUGACAGAACUAAUCAUUGGCCCACCAAAAUACACGGUCCCUCUCAAAUGUUCAAAUACGUAUAAUUAUAUAAAUACUAUGCAGACAACAUUGAAUUGAAAUUCCUUUAUUCUUUAGCAGAAAACUAGUUUGCGUUGCAUGUCAUCUGUCGUAUUGAAUAUUAAAUAAUAGUCAAUCAACAUAUUUUUAAAGCUGAAAUAAAAUUAACAACGGUAUUUUUAGUUUUGUAUU
Messenger RNA from Mya arenaria, 1554 nucleotides. RefSeq lists its product as uncharacterized. Gene Ontology annotation, cellular component: extracellular region. The transcript is spliced from 2 exons. The record is from RefSeq and is a predicted model, not a curated record. Bases 38 to 889 code for a protein of 283 amino acids. NCBI's taxonomy places the organism in Eukaryota, Metazoa, Mollusca, Bivalvia, Myida, Myidae.